Molecule: messenger RNA, 1032 nt
Organism: Pseudonaja textilis
Lineage: Eukaryota; Metazoa; Chordata; Lepidosauria; Squamata; Elapidae
Gene: SMCO1
Product: single-pass membrane protein with coiled-coil domains 1
Source: RefSeq, a predicted model, not a curated record
AUAAACAUUGUGCUUGUGAGUACAGUAUGUGUUAAUGUUCUAUAUUUGGAUUUCCUAGCUAUAAAAAGCUUUAAGAGAAAACUGACCUUCAGCACCAGUUGGAUUACUGGGUAUAUCACUGCUGUCCGUUGCAAAACAGAAGUCAAGAGACAGUUGAAACAUACGUCCCUUAUUCCUGAAGAUGGCCAAAAAGUCUUUAUCUCUGUGUGUCCUGAACAAGACAUUAAACAGAACUGAGAAUAAGCUGCAAACUAUAAAGUCACAAUAUAUUGUAUUAGAUUCUGGCAUUCAGAAAUUAUCAGAGAAAUUUGACUUUUGGAAUAUGGUUCUAGAGCAAGAUGAGAUGUGGACGUCACUGCUAGAAGACAAAUUUAAUUCUGUGGAGAUAAACCUUUUCUAUAGCUAUAUCUGUGAAACUAUUCAGUGCCUACAUUCUCAAGUGGUAGAAAGCAUUCCUGAUCUCGCCAGAGUAUUGCCUACACUAUCUUCUGUUCUGAGGAGGAAAGAUAAAAACAAAAGAAUUAAGUCAGCAUGGGAAUCGGCAUUGGAGAUAUUGGGACUCCAAGAAGAAGAUGUUAAAGUAUUCUGUACAUUUUUCAUUACCUACAGCCAGGAUGCAAAUUACUUCCCUGAUAAACUAAGGCAAGAUUAUACCCAAGACAUCCAAUCUGUUGUAAACAAAGUGGUGAAUAAUCAAGUCCUUCAUCAUAGCUUGUUGUGUGCUAUUAAUGUAGUGGAAAACAAGAAAGUUUAAAGAUAUAUCUAAACUGCAAAUAUAUUCUGAAACAAUAUUUUUUCCUCCAGAAAUACAUGAAACAGUCUUGUAUAAGGGAAAAUAUUUAAUUCAAAUAGAUUGAAAGAUGUAAAAUUUCUCAGUUUAUGUAUAAUUGGGGCAAGCAAUAUUGGCCUACUUUACAAAGCUGUGGAACAGAUUAUGUAGAUAAUGUUUGUGAAGUGUGAACACCAGAAAGUACAAUGUAAGUGCUAGACAUUUCCACUUUGUGUAAACCUCUUUUAAAAUAUUUCCAUUAG